UUGAGUGAAUUACGUGACGAACCUAAUGAUUGGCGAAACUACUUGAGAAUGGACAUGGACACGUAUAUUUACUUAUUGGAAUUAGUGACACCGCAUAUCAAGAAAGAAAAUACUUGUAUGAGAGCAGCAAUAUCACCACAUGAAAGGCUAACAGCAACUUUAAGAUUUUUGGCAACCGGCAGAAGUUACAAAGACAUUGAAGCUAUCUACAAGGUGCUGAAGAAGGAUUACUUGAAGUUUCCCAAGACUGAAGAGGAGUGGAUGGAAGUUGCAGCGGAGUUUGAAAGAAUGUGGCAGUUCCCUCAUUGUUUAGGGUCAAUUGACGGAAAACAUAUUAGAAUUGUGCCACCUAAAGGAAGUGGGUCCUAUUAUUUCAAUUACAAAAAAACACACAGUGUUGUUCUUAUGGCAAUAGCCAAUGCCAAUUGCGAGUUUUUGUAUUGUGAUAUAGGAACAAACCGUCGGAUCUCAGAUGGAGGAGUCAUAAAUAACACUCAAUUUUAUGAAAAACUCGUUAACAACGAGUUAAAAAUUCCAAAACCCCGAUCCAUUGGAAGUUCAAACAGAGUUUUAAGAUAUGUUUUUGUUGGGGAUGAAGCCUUCGCUAUGCGUCCAGACCUUCUCAAACCAUAUCGACGAGAAACAUUAACAAGGGACCGAAGAAUUUUUAAUUACCGCCUAUCUAGGGCGAGGCGUGUUGUUGAAAACACAUUCGGCAUUUUGGCUUCCCGAUUUCUUAUUUUCCACACAAGUAUUAAUUUAAAGAUGCACAACGUCGAUACUGUAGUUCUUGCGUGUUGCGCUUUACACAACUUUUUGCGGAGAAAGUCCCCCCAAAACUACACCCCUCCUGAAAGUAUGGAUCAGGAAAAUAUUUCUGAAUGUACUGUUCAAUUAGGUGAAAGAUGUAACCCAGAAUUAGUGCACGACCUACAGCGUGGACCAAGAGGCCACAUGUUGAACAAUGCUAACGGGGUCAGAGAUCAUUUCAAGGAGUACUUUAACAAUGAGGGGUCUGUUCCUUGGCAAGAUAGAUUUAUAACUUUAAACAAUUAAUGGCGUACAUAAAUAAUUAUUUGGUACUUGUAAUUUUUUAGUAGACACUUGUAAUAAACAUUGUAAAAGCUGAUUGUACCUAUUAAAUAAAAGAAUAUGUUUCAGUUAAUAAAGCGAUUAGGUAAUAAUAGGAAAUUUUGUUGU
Messenger RNA from Cylas formicarius (sweet potato weevil), 1200 nucleotides. RefSeq lists its product as uncharacterized. NCBI's taxonomy places the organism in Eukaryota, Metazoa, Arthropoda, Insecta, Coleoptera, Brentidae. The record is from RefSeq and is a predicted model, not a curated record.